This is a messenger RNA of Malus domestica (apple), 1002 nucleotides long. RefSeq lists its product as uncharacterized. The record is from RefSeq and is a predicted model, not a curated record. NCBI's taxonomy places the organism in Eukaryota, Viridiplantae, Streptophyta, Magnoliopsida, Rosales, Rosaceae.
AUGGUUCGAUUAUCAUCGACGACCGUCGACCAUGUUGAACGCAGAAUGCUUACUUUCAAGUCACUUGCCAGGGUCUUUACUGGAGCUCCAUUGGUACAGAAAGUGCUGAAGAAUCAUGUGGCGGCAUUGUCAGGAGGUAUAAUCUAUAACCCGUUUGUGUGUUUCGGUACACCUAGUGAAAGGGAGCCCGUGAUUGUGAAAUCACUCUCCCCAAUUAUCGUUGCCCAAGCAAAGGGACAAAGAGGACAGCAGAUAGUUUCUAGCGGUCUAAAGUUCUUGGCUGACACAUCCACGUCCGUUUCAUGUGAGCACGACUUCUCUUCAUGGACAAGCCUUUCGCCUGCAAAAGUUAUUGACUCUUCUGGUUUGCAAAAAUGGGAAGAUGUUCUUGAAAUGUUCAACGACCUCAUUGAUUGGUUGAAAAAUGAAAGGGAGUUGCUCGUUUACGUAGCAAAGCUUGAGGUCACGAAAGAGGGGCUUUCUCAAGUCAAGGAUGUGCUGACUGAUACAAGUACAGGACACAAGGAAGUUCGGCAUCAAGAAAGCCUAGUGCAGAAGAAGUUGACGAAGACACUGGGUUAUUCAUCCAAGUGCUUGUUCGCACUUAUGUUAUAUUACCUCUAUGGGCAUGUUAGAGAUAUUGAAGUGGAUGUACGCGGUGGGGUUUAUAGCUGUGGUAGUGAGAAUGAUUUCUGCUUGUGCAUGGGAAGGAUUGUGACUUCGGAUGUGGUAUGGAGUGAGGUGAGGCAGUUGGACAGGGCUCUUGGGAUUUUCAAGUUUGUGUGGGAAACAGCAGGGGUGAAAGGAGCUUUGCAACUGCAAGGCCAUAUAUGUGAAGAAUUCAUCGAAGUUGGGACUGCUGUAGAGAGACUAGCAAGAAUUGGAGAAGUUGCUGCAGCAACUACGAUGGGUUUAACUCAGUGGAGUUCGUUGUAUGUCCAACUUUGGUAUGGUGUGCUUGAUCUUUUGUCGAAUUUGGCCAAGGUGGAGAUUGUUGGAUAG